UGAGCAGCAGUGUGGGAAUCGCUUUCGCAGCACUGCUGUCAGAAUUGCUUCACUUCCGUUUUGUGUUUGCCAGAUACAGGACUGCGUACUCAUCAUACAGAACAGCGAAUUGGAGUUGGAGUUAAGCGAAAAGAGUCUGGAACAUCGCACGAAUCGUAAAACGUGCGGAACGAACACAAAGGAAGAGGAACCUGGUGUGCGUGUGUGUACGUGUGUGUUAGUGUGUAUGUGUAUGUGUGUGAGCUGUUGGAAGCACGGAGCAAAGUGGUGAGAAAAAAUUCAAGCCACCAGCUGUAGGCAAAAGAGGGAGAAAUAGCGAAGCAAGACAAAGAGGCAACGAAGUACGCGGCUUCCUCUCGACAGCAAUCGAAAAUUGGCAACAAAAAUCCCCCAUAUCUGCAAUAGCUGCUACUACUUCUACGUCGACGGCAGGGCCAAAGAUCUGUCCGCGGCAUACAGCGUGCACGUCGCAUCUCGUCCAACCCGACCGAUCGGCUGACUGAGUGGGGAAGUUCUUCGACCCCAACAUCCCGGACGUCCAAUGUCAGAACCUCAGUCGUCCCUGCUGCUUAAGAAACAACUGGCGGAGCUGAGCAAAAAUCCUGUGGAAGGAUUUUCAGCCGGUCUGAUCGACGACAAUGACAUCUUCAGAUGGGAAGUACUCAUCAUUGGACCUCCAGAUACUCUAUACGAGGGCGGAUUCUUCAAGGCACACCUCCACUUCCCGAAGGAGUACCCGUUGAGACCGCCGCGCAUGAAGUUCGUCACAGAGAUCUGGCACCCGAACAUCGACCGCAAUGGUGACGUUUGCAUCAGCAUCCUGCACGAGCCGGGCGAUGACAAGUGGGGCUACGAGAAGGCAUCGGAGCGCUGGCUUCCGGUGCACACGGUCGAGACGAUUCUAAUAUCGGUCAUUUCGAUGCUGGCCGAUCCGAACGACGAGUCGCCGGCGAACGUGGACGCGGCGAAGGAGUGGCGAGAGGCGUAUCCGGAAUUUAAGCGAAAGGUAGCCCGGUGUGUUCGGAAGAGUCAGGAAGAUUGUUAGUAGCAUUUAUAAUACUUUUUUUUUAAAUUGUCUUAUAUUUAUUAAUUAAUUAAUGUACGGAUUACACUUACCUAAAAUGAACGAAAGAAAGGCAUUGAAGGAUCAAGUAUCGCUAUCACGUCUACUACUAGUGUGUCACCAUUAUUCUUCUAUCCCACUAUCACCUACCGGUAUCUCUAACUGCUGCCAGUGUCGCUAUACUUACCUUCUCGUACUAUGACGGUUCGCUACUACAACUGCACACACACACACGCACGCACACGCAUGGUUCAACAUUCAAACUUUUUAUUUCACAAAAGAAAGUAUACUAUCAGGAAAAUACGAACGCUUUUGUGUUUGGCGUGGUCGUCGUGCCUGUCGUGCGCUGGUUGUGUGAGUUAACGGAAAGAAACUCCGUAGUGUGAUGGAUGAAGGUGAUCUGUACCAGUAAAGUCUAAACAGCCCCUUUUUGUAUGGCCCUCCUUGCGUCUCCAGAAACGCUGCUAACAAAAUGUGAAGUUGUAUGGACUGUGAUUGAGCGAGGAGAGCAUGCUUCACAUUUUGCAGCUGAUCACAAUCUUAAGCCCGAAUUAUAAACCAAGCGUUGCGCAUGAAUCGCCGAUCACGGUUCCGUGUGUUACUUGUAUGCUUUAUUUCGCCUAUCUACGUAUAUGAUUGCGUCGUGAACAUUUCGCAAACGUGACUGACACAUGAUUUAAAGCUAUCUUCAGACGCAAUCCCCUAACGAACUGAGCGUUAUUAUUGUAUCUUUAAAAAAAUGAUAGCGCCUUCUGCAGCAAAACAACACAAACUGAACAGUUGUGUACACUUUACGGCGGGUUGGGCUUUGAGGACGACGAACAUUUGAUACUCAGGAACUUAAAACUACUACAAACAACUUAUUACAAUUACGCGAGGAACCGGAAAGGAGGAAAAGGGAAAGAGAAGUGUAGAGAUGAUAAUGCGAUGAAAAGCAAAAGAACCCUAAAUCAUCUUGUGGAUUGUGUGUAAUUUCCACGAAGAGCGAACCGGAAAGGGAGACAAAUAAGGAAAGCCCAGCAUAAUCAACGAAUCUAUCCGCUUUAUUGUGCUUACUGUGUGUGUAACCCGGCUCAAAGAUCGACGUGUUUCAACAGUGCUUCAACACGUUCAAUACUUCAUCAGUUUUGUUAGAAUGAGCUCCCGCCACAUUUCUACGUUGUAAAUAGCCCUGUUUUACAAGAUCACCCAAGCUUUUCGAUUCGAUUGCUCGAUUCUACCUAACGUAUUUGCACCUAAAUAACUAAGGAGCCCCGGCGGUCAACGUGCACUCUGCUCUGGUCGGAGUGGUGGUCAGUGUGGGAAUGUAGACUAACAGCAGCAGCCAGCAGGGUUCGUUCAGGGUAGGCUAAACACCAUGAUGAAUCCUGAACAUGAUUAGGCUUGUAAACGCGUGGCAGUUACUAUGAUACAUGCGACCUAGGAGAUGGCGGAUUACCUUAUUUCUGGAUGUGGUAGACCUUUAUCCCGUACUGAUUUAAAAUAACUAUGCAACGCAAUACGAAUCAACAGCUACAUUUAAUCAUACUGAGGAAAUAAGAAGUAUUGUGUUUGAGGCACACGUGCGAAUAAUGCAAUACUAAGCCGGCCAGAUGAUUCCAGAUGACUCAAACGGCAGGAUAGCAACGAUGAUUGAAGUUUAGAAGAAAAAAAAAAUAAAGGCAGCUUAGGUAGGAAUAGGAAAGGAAACAAAAAGGUAUCGGCAAACGAGUUAUGCGGUGGGUGGGUGACAUAAUUGAUACCGAAGUGAUGAGUGUUGGGCAAUGAUCGUGCAUCUAAGCCUGUGUAAGAGUAGUGAAGUAAUAGAAAAAAAAACUAGCAAAAAAAAAAAAACAAAAACAGCAUAACAAUAAUAAACCCAAUGGCUACAGCAUAACAGAACGAUCGAGCCCUCAGACUGAUUCAGACGUGAGUGCUAAAGAUGUACUGUAUUUUCAUUCAUUUUGCGUUCAGUUUUUGUGUAUGAUCAGUACGUUCCUUUUGCGUUUCCAUUUAGUUCAAAAACAGUUUUACAAAGGAGAAAAUAAACUAUAAUUUUCCCUGUCCUAAAUACCCUACACCUAUGUAAGCGUGUAUCUCUGUGAAGCGACGGACAACUACUGUGAGCGAAUACGGGCUCACGCGUUAACAUUUAGGAGACACAUGCAUUGGCCGAUACCAUAAGUGAGACAAUUGUAAAACAAUUUAAAAAAAAAAUACAAAUAAAGAUGAUCUACAUACAG
Messenger RNA from Anopheles arabiensis, 3285 nucleotides. It is a transcript of the gene Ube2g1, whose product is annotated as ubiquitin-conjugating enzyme E2 G1. Gene Ontology annotation, biological process: proteasome-mediated ubiquitin-dependent protein catabolic process; protein polyubiquitination. Gene Ontology annotation, molecular function: ubiquitin conjugating enzyme activity. NCBI's taxonomy places the organism in Eukaryota, Metazoa, Arthropoda, Insecta, Diptera, Culicidae. The transcript is spliced from 4 exons. The record is from RefSeq and is a predicted model, not a curated record. Bases 542 to 1045 code for a protein of 167 amino acids.